Messenger RNA from Hyaloperonospora brassicae, 2772 nucleotides. NCBI's taxonomy places the organism in Eukaryota, Oomycota, Peronosporomycetes, Peronosporales, Peronosporaceae. The record is from the annotation of a GenBank genome assembly.
AUGGCGGACCGCCACGCUCCGAUCGCCGCUGCUGCGCUGCAAGUGCCCGUCCUGCCCUUGGACGAUGACGUGCUUUUCCCGCGGACGUACCUCCGUCUCGCGAUCACGUCGUUCUCCUCGAUACAGCUGCUCAAGGAUUUGGUCUCGGAGGCUCGCGCUUCCAAGUCUCCGCGACGCAAAAAGGGCGACACAACGUCUCCGUUGCUUACGCUCGCGUUGUUUACUCGUCGCAGCAGCAAAGAGGACGAGCGGGACGGCCUAAAGAUCGCGCAACCGACGGCACAGGCGAAAGAUGCGCUCUACCGCACCGGGACGUUGGCCCGCAUUGUGCAGCUCACGCGUAUGCAGAACGGAGAGGUAGGGCUCUUGGUCCUGGUACAGGGACUACACAGAGUGCAUCUGCAAGACGUGUCUCAGACGAAGCCAUACCUCGUGGGCGGCGUGCAGCAACUAGUGGCUCCAGAACCUGUCCUGGGGAAUUCGACGGACGGGACGGACCUGCGCCACUUCGCACUGAGGCUGACGGAGCUGACACGACUGUAUCUGGAGGUGACUUCAAGUACGCUUGCACCACGCUGCAAAAGUGCCCUCGUGGACGCCAUUGACACCAUGUCAGCGGAAGAGCUGGCAGACGUGGUGGUGUCGUACUUGAAGGUGGACGUCAAGGAGAAGCAAGCCGUGCUGGAAGUGGUGCCUGCUGCCUGUCGUUGCAAACGGGCAGUGGCUUUGCUAGAGCGGGAGACGGAGAAGGCAAAGCUACAGCGCAAGAUCCAGAGUGAGGUGCAGGACAAGCUUGAGAGUACUCGCAAAGAGUUUUUGCUGCGGCAACAGCUUGAAGCAAUAAAGAAAGAGCUGGGUAAAGCGGGGGGCGAUGGCGUCGGAGGAGACAAUGAUGGCGACAUUGAGUUGCUGGAGGACCGAUUGAAUGCACUGAACCUCGGGCCGAAGGCUGCAAAGAUUGCACAGCGUGAGCUUCGACGACUAAAGAGCAUGACUGCGAUGCAGCCAGAGUACGGCAUUUUGCACAGCUAUUUGGAGUUUUUUCUAGAGCUGCCGUGGAGCACUUCCACAGCUGAUUCGCUGGUGGUUGAUCAGGUGCGCAAACAGCUUGACGCAGACCACUACGGCUUAGACAAGGUGAAGAAACGGAUCACCGAGUACGUUGCGGUUCGGAGCCUCAAGCGUGAUAUGCACGGACCCAUUCUGUGUCUAGUUGGACCUCCCGGCGUUGGUAAAACAUCGCUCGGACGCUCAAUCGCUGCCGCCACGAAUCGAAAAUUCGAGCGGGUGGCGCUCGGUGGAGUUCACGACGAGUCGGAGAUCCGAGGACAUCGUAAAACGUACGUUGGUGCUAUGCCCGGGAGCAUUCUGAAUGCCCUUCGUCAUGCAGAGAGCAGAAAUCCCGUGCUGCUGCUGGAUGAGGUGGACAAGCUGGGUAAGGAUCUUCGCGGAGACCCGGCUAGCGCUUUGCUCGAGGUGUUGGAUCCUCAUCAAAACGACACGUUCACCGACCACUACCUGAACGUGCCUUUCGACCUGAGUCGUAUAUUAUUUUUGGCCACAGCUAACAGCUUGGACACGAUCCCACGACCUUUGCUUGAUCGCAUGGAAGUCAUUGAACUCAGUGGGUAUAGCGUGGAGCAGAAGGUGGAAAUCGCUCGACGCUAUCUCUUGCCGCAGCAAAUCGAAGCCAACGGUUUACGAACAGACAUGGUCCGUAUCUCGGACGAAGCUUUGCGCCACCUCAUUAUGCGAUACACCCGUGAGGCUGGGGUACGUGACUUGGAACGGCGAAUUGGUGCGCUUUGUCGUGGUGUUGCUGUCAGUGUUGUGCGCGACAUGGACAACGAUCAAAAUGAGGUGCGGCAAGCUAACGAAGAUGACAACAGUGUUCGGCUGGCGAAAAUGGACAACGUCCACAUUGACAAAAGGAUGCUCUAUCGAAUGCUUGGACAUGAGUUGGUUUUUAACGAAGUUGCAUUGCGCUCAAGUGUUCCUGGAGUAGCAACAGGAAUGUCAUGGAGCUCGGCGGGUGGGUCCAUCCUUUUCGUUGAAGCUUCUUGUAGGCGAAGUGCGUCCAGUGAGAAGGGCUUGGUGACUUCUUCUUCUUCAGUCGCUUCUUCUCCAGUCGCUCCUUCUCUGCAGCUAACUGGAAAGCUCGGCGACGUAAUGAAAGAGUCGGCACAGCUUGCUCUCUCCUGGUUGCUCGUGAACGCUCACCUUGUGGAGCUUCCGCAUGCGGAAAUGAGCCCAGCGGCGUUGUUAGAACCACGAUCGCUAUAUCUGGACAACAUCGCAAGCGUGCACGUCCACUUUCCGGAAGGAGCUGUUCCGAAGGAUGGCCCGUCUGCUGGUGGCGCUAUUAUCUGCGCUCUGUUAUCAGCGGUUUCGGGGAUUCCGGUUCCCGUUGACAUCGCUAUGACAGGAGAAAUUACCUUGCGCGGCGUGAUUCUUCCGGUCGGAGGUAUCCGCGAAAAGGUGCUCGCAGCUAUUCGUGCUGGCAUUACGCGAGUAGUUUUACCUCGAGCGAACGAGAGCGAGGUUGAAGAGCUGCGCGCUGAGUUUGCGCGUGUUCAUAAUGGCGAUACACGAGGUCGAGAUGUUCACACAGAUCGGGUCCAACUGCUGUUCGUAAGUGACCUGCGCGAGCUCGUUCAGCUUGUUUUCCAAGCGAAGAUUCGCGAAGAGUUGAGUGUGCAGCAGCUUAGGAAAACCUGCUCGAACGAAGACGUGGACAACGCGUCUGACCCUGGGCUACUUAGCAUGCUUUAG